Messenger RNA from Theobroma umbraticum, 3444 nucleotides. RefSeq names its product C-jun-amino-terminal kinase-interacting protein. NCBI's taxonomy places the organism in Eukaryota, Viridiplantae, Streptophyta, Magnoliopsida, Malvales, Malvaceae. The record is from RefSeq and is a predicted model, not a curated record.
UUGCAUUUUGUUAGAAGAAGAGGCUGUUCUUCAUACGUUUCAUCCCCCAGUAUCCAAAAGACUAAAAACAGAAGAGAAAUUUUACGCCUCCAUCGCUACCCUCAGACAAACUGAAAACAAAACCCUAAUUUCUUUUCUUUUUUUAUUUUUGGCCAUUCAAAAAAAAAAAAGAAAAGAAAAUCAAAAUAAAACCGGCAUUUUUAUUUUUUUCCAUUGAGCAAUCCAUCUUCCUCUUUUUCUCCGUGGCUUCACUUUCGUUUUUUUUCCCUUCGUUUCCACUGAAACUUUCUCUCUCGUUCACUUCCCUAUAAUUAUUCCUCUUAAAUUUUUCCCGGAAAGAGAAACGCAUUGUUUGGAUUAGGGGACGGUUAUUUAAAAGGAUAAAACGGUUACGUCUUUGAGGCAAUAGCCAGGAAUCGUAGCGGGGUUAGGGUUAGUAGUCUCCCCCUUUUCUUUCUUCUGCCCUCUUGUCAUUUGUCUAGAAUUUCCCCCAAAUUUUCUUCUUGCCCCUUUGGGUUCGAGCCCUAGCAGUUGGGAACUUAUAAUUGAUGUUUAAUCUAGGGUUUCUAAGUUUACUCCCAAUUUGUUGUUAUUUAGGGUUAUUUUCCCUAAUUAAACUGGUUUAUGGGCGUUAACUGUCAUUUGGGAAUAGUUCUUUUUGCCUUUGUUGCUGAUUUGAAAAGAGGGUUGGAUCUUUUCCUCUUUUAUUGGGAAAUAUGAGGGUCAUUUGAGACUGGAAUAUCUGCAAUCUGCAAAUCCAUCUUUUAAUCAAAGAUGGAAGAGUAGGGAGAGAGUUAAUUAACAUAUAAUCUCGUUAUUGCCAUUGCCUUUGUUUUCGUUGAUAUGGCGUCACACUUUUAAAAAUAUGUUUCUCUUCUAAAAACAAUUCCUUCUUUGCCAUUUUGUUGAAUGACCCGUUGAAUCCAUAAAAUUACUGGCAACCCGGUUUUGGUGGUUUAGAAGGGGAAGAAAGACUAUGGAUAGGGUUAGGAAUUAGGAAUUUAGGAAUUUUGUGUAGGAAGGACAUUAAUUUGGUGGUUUAGGGUUUGAAUAAGGUUGAAGAAGUGGUUCAUUUCUUUUUAGUUUUCUGAUGAUCAUGUUCAGUAUCCCUUAUGGAAAGAAGUGAACCAGCGUUAGCUCCAGAAUGGUUGAGAAGUACUGGCAGUGUUACUGGGGGUGGCAAUUCAGCCCACCACUUUGCUUCCUCUUCUUCUCACUCAGAUGUUUCUUCAGUGGCGCAUCAUGGGAGGUAUAGAAACUCUAGGAAUUUAAUUGAUUUUGAUUCCCCUCAUUCGGCAUUUUUGGAUCGGGCAUCUUCGUUGAAUUCACGGAGGAGUUCUAGUAAUGGUUCUGCAAAGCAUGCUUACAGUAGCUUUAGUAGGAAUCACCGUGAUAAAGAUCGAGAUAGGGAUAAAGAGAGGUCGAGCUUUGGGGACCAUUGGGAUCGUGAUUCUUCUGACCCUUUAGAAAGUAUCUUAACCAGUAGGGUUGAGAAAUUAGGAGGUAUCUCAAUCAGUAGGGUCGAGAAAGAGACAUUGCAGCGUUCUUAUUCUAUGGUCUCUAGGAAACAGGGUGAGCCUUUGUCUCGAAGGAUUGCAGUGGACUCAAGAGACAGUGGUAAUAGUAACCAUAACAAUGGUAAUGGUCUGCUUUCUGGGGGUACUAUUGGGAGUAGCAUCCACAAGGCUGUGUUUGAGAAAGAUUUUCCCUCUCUUGGAAAUGAAGAGAAGCAGGCGGUGCCUGAGAUAGCUAGAGUGUCAUCCCCUGGUUUGAGCUCAGCUUCUCAGAGUUUGCCUGUUGGUAAUUCAGCUUUGAUUGGUGGAGAAGGAUGGACCUCAGCUCUGGCAGAAGUCCCCAGUGUGGUUGGAAGUAGUAGCACAGGUUCCUUGCCUGCCCCCGUAACUGUUUCCACCUCAGUUUCUGGUGCUCCUAGUGUUACAGCUGGUCUUAAUAUGGCUGAAGCGCUAGUUCAAGCUCCGUCACGAAUCCGUACUGCCCCCCAGUUAUCUGUCAAGACUCAAAGACGUGAGGAACUAGCUAUUAAGCAAUCAAGGCAACUAAUACCAGUGACACCUUCGAUGCCUAAGGGUUCGGUUCUCAAUUCAUCUGAUAAAUCAAAAGCUAAACCAGCAGUCAGAACAUGUGAGGCGAAUAUAGCUGUCAAGAGUGGGCAGCAACAAUCCCCGCAUGGUGGACAUGCCAAGUCUGAUAUGCCAAAGACAUCUGGGAAGCUUUUGGUUCUCAAACCAGGAUGGGAAAAUGGGGUGUCAUCCCCUACUCAAAAGGAUGUUGCUAGUCCAACAACCAAUGGGAACAGCAGAGCUGUGACUAACCAACAUGCUGUUGCUGCUAUCACAUCUUCUCCUGCAAGAAACUCAAACAACUCCAAGCUUUCUGCUGGGGAACGCAAGCCAGCUGCCUUGAAUCCAAUAGCCGGGUUCACUGUCGAAAAGAGACCAUCUUUGGCUCAAACCCAGAGCCGAAAUGAUUUUUUUAAUCUCCUGAAGAAGAAGACCUCAACAAACACUUCUGCUGGUCUCUCAGAUUCAGAUCCGCAUAAUUCAUCUUGCACCACAGAGAAAUCUGAAGUAACAAAGGAAGUAGUCUGUGCUUCUGCGACUGCUCAUGCUAAUGAGAAUGGUACUGCAUCAAAUAGCAAUGGUGACGCCUGUCAAGAGGCUCAAAGAUUUUCUGAUGAUGGAGAAAAGAAUAUGAGCUCCACUGCAAUGGUUUAUCCAGAUGAGGAAGAAGCUGCAUUCCUUCGUUCUCUUGGCUGGGAAGAAAACUCUGGUGAGGAUGAAGGCCUUACAGAAGAGGAGAUCAAUGCUUUUUAUCAGGAGUACAUGAAACUGAGGCCGUCUCUGAAACUGUGCCGCGGCAUGCAGCCAAAGCUGGCUGAAUCUUUAGCAACUAAUUUGGGUGGAGCUUCUUCAGAAUUGAGCUCGUCUGACUCUGGAUCUGAAGCUUGACUUUCUCUGUCCUUGCAUAGUAAAUUGAAAGAAGUUCCAAUUUUUGAUGGCAGAUGCUUAGCUUUUUUCUUUCUUUUUUUUUCCCCCUUACUUUUUUGAUGUCUUCUGUUUGAAAGAAAGGUGAUGAGUUGGGUAUUGGAAGGGGGUAGGUUUUGGUAUGAUGGUGCAUUUUGCAAAUAGUGCAAUAAGUCCUGCCCUGCCCUGCCCGCCUAUAACAGAGAAUUCUUUAGGUUUCUAAGGCUGAAGGUUGGUUGGGGAAAGAUUGAUGGGGCCUAUUUUGUCUGGCAGUGGGAAGAUGCUGGAAAGUUGCAUCUUUUAGGGAUAUUCCGUCCUUUUUCUUCCUUUCCUUUCCUUUCCUUUCCUUUCCUUUCAAGAGGGUGGUUCAAUUUUACAAGAAAUAGCUUUUAUUGGUGUUUUUGGUCAAUUUUACGGAAAAAAGGAAAUCAAAAAGUUCCCAUUUUUAGUUUUAGUUCAA